Messenger RNA from Drosophila bipectinata, 1682 nucleotides. It is a transcript of the gene unpg, whose product is annotated as homeobox protein unplugged. The record is from RefSeq and is a predicted model, not a curated record. Lineage: Eukaryota; Metazoa; Arthropoda; Insecta; Diptera; Drosophilidae. Gene Ontology annotation, biological process: regulation of nervous system development; regulation of transcription by RNA polymerase II. Gene Ontology annotation, cellular component: nucleus. Gene Ontology annotation, molecular function: DNA-binding transcription factor activity, RNA polymerase II-specific; RNA polymerase II transcription regulatory region sequence-specific DNA binding.
GCGUACGUGAUGUCUGCUGCAGUUCGACAGUUGCUCGCCGAUCUCUGAACGGUUCACUGCGUCGUGUCUGAAUCGAAUACUCGCCACAAUAAAAAAGAAACCAAGAAGAACCAACUGAAAAGUGUGUUUUGUGGUUAUUGUUUGGAGUGUCUUUGGAGCGGGCAAAAUGGAACGACCUUCCCUGCUGCAAACCGGUGAGCAAGGAGGAUUUGAUUCCACAGCCACCAAGCUAGUCAGCAAGCCCUUUCCCAAGCCCUUCUCCAUCGAAAGCCUGAUUGCCAGCCAAACACCUGCCAACACUUCGCCGCCGUCGCCUCCGGAGCAGGAGCAUGAAGCGGAACAGGAUCAGGAGAUGAGUGCCCGAGCCAUGGUGGCCAGUUCGGCUCUGGGACUUACCCAGUUCCCGCUCUACAAUCCCUGGCUGCACGGCUACUUCGCCCAGAACCACGAAAGAUUGACGCAUUUAAUCGCCAGCGGCGGCGGUGGCGGCUGUUACCUGCCCUCCAACCCAGUAAGCCAUCCUGGCGCCCCGCACCAGCCACAACAGCCGCCGCCUCCACCACCACAUGCCUUGGACAAGCAGCCGCCACCACUGCCCCAUCCCUUGGAUACCAGAUUCCUGCCCUUUAAUCCAUCUGCUCCGACGGAUCUAAGCUACCGACGAUUGGCCGAGCUCAUGAACCAGGACUACGUCCAUAGCCUGAGUGUCCAUGCCCGGUUGCAGCAUAUGGCCGCCGCCGGAAGGCUUCAUGAGGAUCAAUCAAAUCCCAGCUUUGUCCAGCUUCAGGAACCGUCGCAUAUUCAGGCCCAAUCCUCGCCAGCAAAGUCCGGCAGUCGAAGUCCGGUCGAGCCAACCCUGGAUGUUGGGGUAGACGAAGAUUUUGAGUGCAGCGGGGAUUCCUGCAGUGACAUUAGCCUGACCAUGUCCCCGAGGAACUACAACGGGGAGUUGGAAAAGAGCCGCAAUGGAGCUUACACAAAUUCAGACAGCGAGGACUGCAGUGAUGAUGAAGGAGCUCAUUCUCGCCACGAAGCCUCCGGAAUGGGUGGCAAGGACUCCCAGGGUAAUGGUAGUAGUUCCAGCUCCAAAUCCCGCCGCCGGCGAACCGCUUUUACCUCGGAGCAGUUGCUGGAACUGGAGCGCGAGUUCCAUGCCAAAAAGUAUCUUAGUCUCACAGAGCGCAGUCAAAUAGCCACAAGUCUGAAAUUAAGUGAAGUUCAGGUAAAAAUAUGGUUCCAAAAUCGUCGCGCGAAGUGGAAACGCGUCAAGGCAGGACUCACAUCGCACGGCUUGGGUCGAAAUGGAAGUAGCAGUGGCACCAAGAUCGUAGUGCCCAUCCCAGUCCAUGUGAAUCGGUUUGCUGUCCGAUCCCAACACCAGCAGAUGGAAAAGAUGUGCCUCAGUGGUCCCAAGCCGGAUCUGCGCAAGAAGCUAUCGACGGAGGCGAUCGGAGGAUUCGAGAAGUUUAGUGGUUCCGUUGCAGCAGCACCACCCGUACCCGGAGGUGUGGGUCUGGGUGUCGGGUUGGGUGUGGGUGUGGGCGUGCCUCCACCCCUCGCUCUAGCCAGGAGCAUCUAUUGACGGAGUUUUGUUUGAAAUUUGUGGGAGUGUAUAUAUUCAAAAAAGAAGUUCAGCUGCAAACCAAGUUUUUCUUUUUGUAAAUAAAUGAACAAAAAAUGCA